This is a messenger RNA of Clupea harengus (Atlantic herring), 1580 nucleotides long. RefSeq lists its product as uncharacterized. The record is from RefSeq and is a predicted model, not a curated record. Gene Ontology annotation, molecular function: protein binding. Lineage: Eukaryota; Metazoa; Chordata; Actinopteri; Clupeiformes; Clupeidae.
AGAUGAAGUGGAAGGUCCCUCUCUACGUAGGGUUUCCCCCUGCUAGGCGAUUUAACCAUGUGACUUUCAUCUUGCACAGCCACAUGUAUGUGUUUGGCGGCAAAAAUGAGGAACAUGAAUUCAAUGACUUGAAAGUGAUGAAAUUAAUCAACCCAUCGGAAAGACAACCAGUGAUGAAAGAGAUCCUCUCUGAAUUUGGCCUCCAAGGAGUUAGUAAUGGGUUUGCUGCAACAAAGGUUCCUAACGUGAAGUACGAACUGAGUAAAUCAUCAAUAAGCCUGACUUAUGAGAGAAGUGAUGUUACAGAGCUCACAGGACACACUGCGAUUCGUGAUGAGGCACUGGAUAUGAUCCACAAAGCAUUUGCCAUGUUGGAUGAGGAGGUCCAAAAACUGAACAGAGAAAAGGCUGAGGUUGCUCAGGCUGCAGAGGCCCUUCAAUAUGAAAAGGAGGCCUACAGGAUCCAGCACCAAAAACAGGAACAGGGGCUUCAGGAAAUGCUGGAUAAACACCGGGCCCAGAAUGAGGCAUGGCUGCGAGCUCGAGCAGAGGAAAAUGACAAGGAGAGGAAGGAGCUCUGUAAACUGCGAGAAGAAGUGUUGCACGAGCAAGAGAAACUCAAAGAAGAGCAGAGCAACAUCCAAAAACGCAGCGAGCACUUGCUGUCUAUCAUGCAACAGUUCAAGGGCAUGUGACCGGCAGUCUUCAGGGAGAAAUAGACUUUUCACAUUUAUUUUGUCUAUUUACACAUUUGAAUGAUAACAUUUUAUUAUUUCUAUAUGUUUUAAAAUAUAUAUGAUACCAACAGCAACCACACAUUUUGUGACAGUUCUUUGUGCUUAAGUAAUUUAAGAUAUGAUUUGGGCCAUUUCAGUUAAGCAUGACUGAGCAACAUGACAGUCUAACGGCUAUUGCACCUUGCAGUAAUCUAUUAGUAGCAAAAAUGAGUGGCAUUGCACGGUACAAUAUUAAUUUUUUGGACAUUGGUGCCUUUGUGGUCCCAUUGCAUUUGUUGUUGUCAGUACAUGAAAGGCAGCCUGAUAUAAGUAUUAAUGCUAGCUCUUUGUAGCAAUCUUACUUUUGUAAUCGACCACUCUGUAGUUGGAGAUACAGACUCUGUCGGUUACUUGGAGAAUGUGUAACCUUGUUAAUCCUCCAAGAUGGAAAAGUAACCAGUAUUUUGUGCAUCCAGUGUGAAGUUCCUCUGCUGGUGAAUCAUGAAGUCUAGUCUAGUCUUCAAUGAAAUAAGCUUUUUUAGGAGAGACUUGUAACAUAAAAUACUGUUACAAUGUAUUUUACACAGUAUUUUACAAUGUAUUUAAAUAACCAUGUGUGUGCUACAUCAUGUUGCUAGGCUACAAAAUGUUGUGAGGUGUUGGGGUAGCAAAGCUUCCACGUACUGCAGGAGCGAAUGCCAUAUGAGUUAAGACCGUUUUCAUUCAUAAUGUUCUAUUCUGAAAUAAUGUGAUCCAACUCUUCCCUUUGUGUCUGGAGUUACUGUAUGUUAUCAUUUUGUCUGUGUUUUAUUUUAGAUUAGAUUAGAUUAGAUUCAACUUUAUUGUCAUUGCACAGAGUACAAG